Molecule: messenger RNA, 756 nt
Organism: Arabis nemorensis
Lineage: Eukaryota; Viridiplantae; Streptophyta; Magnoliopsida; Brassicales; Brassicaceae
Source: the annotation of a GenBank genome assembly
AUGGCAAGCUUGCACCUUGGCGCUGCUUUGUUGAUCAACGAAUCUUGGGUCGUUUUCGGUUUCAAAAAUAAACGGUUUAGACGAGUUGCAGAGAGAUGGAGGUUUCGUGUUCAACAUAUGUCAGUGAAGGAACAGAUGACCAAACACGACCUAGUUCGUUUUGCUAAAAGAAGUGAGUCCUUAAGAUAUAUUCUAAAGCAAUAUGGAGUAUCAGUAGAAAACCCUCAAGAAAAUAAGGCUAGUAGCAUCAAUUUUGAAGAGACGCAUGCCAAUGUUCCUUCUACUGUCAUAUAUGACUCAUCUAAGAUGAAUACCACUGAGGAGCUACCUGAUUUACCUCGAAAAGAGAAAUAUCGUGAGACUAUUAGCACCGCAGAGAAUCUUUCAGGGAAAAAUCACCACAAUAUACCCCAUUUAAACACAGGUGCUUUGUUCACUAAUCUGCUUCCUGUUCUUGGGUUCUGCAUCAUAUGCGUAAUUGGGACGGUACACAGAAUAAUAUCACGAAACUUAGAGAAGUUGGGUGGAAGAAAAGAAUCACAAGGUCAUCACCAUGGCUCUGAAGAAAGAACAAGGUGGAGAAGUGCGUUGAGUGAUUGGAAUGAGCCACUUGCUUCUGAUGAACAUGAUUCGUCGCCAGAAAACAGAGUCGGUUCAGCGAAUCAGGAAGCUAUGGAAGAAGUGGAUGAAGCAUAUAACAGAGUGGAGCUUGAGUACAAGAGAUUUCUAUCGGAAUGUGGAGUGAGUGAAUCUUAG